GCGGCGGCGCGCGGCGGGCGCUUCACCUGCAGCCCAGAGCGGGCAGCGAGCGGCGGCGGCGGGAGCGGGGCGGCAGCGACCCCCCGGCCCCGGCACUGCGCAGCGCGGGGCGCCCAGCCGCACCGCCACGGCCCCCGCCUCCGCCACCGCCCCCGCCACGGCCCCGGCUCGGCGGGCGGGCGCCGCCGGGGCGAUGAGGACCGGCUCACGGGUGCUGCUGGUGCUGCUCCUUCCCGUCUGGGGCUCGGCGGCGGCGGCACACAAUGGGGAUCUUACAGUUAGACCCACAUGCAAGCCUGGCUUUUCAGAAGAUGACUACACAGCAUUCGUUUCCCAAAACAUCAUGGAAGGGCAGAAGUUACUCAAAGUAAAAUUUAAUAACUGUGCCGGUAACAAGGGAGUUCGGUAUGAAACCAACAGCCUGGACUUCAAGGUGAGAGCCGAUGGGACCAUGUACGCUGCCCACCCGGUGCAAAUACCCUCGAAGCAGCUGAUCCUGAUGGUGACCGCGUGGGAUCCCCAGACCCUGGGCAGCUGGGAGGCGAUUGUCAGGUUUCUGGUGGCAGAGAAGUCACAACACAAUGGCCACAAGCCAAAAGGAAGGAAGACGGUGCCGGGAGAACUGGCGCAGCAGCAAAGCGACACUCUGCUCCCGUGGCGCCAGCAUCAGAGUGCUAAUGGCCUGCGGCGGCAAAAGCGAGACUGGGUCAUCCCCCCCAUCAAUGUGCCAGAAAACUCCAGAGGACCCUUUCCACAGCAGCUGGUUCGGAUUCGUUCCGAUAAGGACAAAGAGAUCCAUAUCAGAUACAGUAUCACUGGAGUGGGAGCCGACCAGCCGCCGAUGGAAGUCUUCAGCAUUGACCCCGUGUCUGGCAGGAUGUAUGUGACACGCCCUAUGGACAGAGAAGAAAGAGCAUCCUACCAUCUCCGGGCUCACGCAGUGGAUAUGAACGGAAACAAGGUGGAGAAUCCUAUUGACCUUUACAUCUAUGUGAUUGAUAUGAAUGACAACAGACCAGAGUUUAUAAACCAAGUCUAUAACGGAUCUGUUGAUGAAGGCUCUAAACCAGGUACCUACGUGAUGACGGUGACAGCAAAUGAUGCAGAUGAUAGUACUACAGCGAACGGGAUGGUGAGAUACCGAAUUGUGACUCAGACCCCACAGAGCCCAUCGCAAAACAUGUUUACUAUUAACAGCGAGACGGGAGACAUUGUCACUGUGGCUGCUGGACUUGACAGAGAGAAAGUUCAGCAGUAUAUAGUCAUUGUUCAAGCCACGGAUAUGGAAGGAAAUCUGAACUAUGGUCUCUCAAACACGGCAACAGCGAUCAUUACGGUGACAGAUGUGAAUGACAACCCACCCGAAUUCACUACCAGCACUUAUUCAGGAGAAGUUCCUGAGAACAGAGUGGAAGUUGUGGUGGCAAAUCUGACAGUGAUGGACCGGGACCAGCCUCACUCCCCCAACUGGAAUGCCAUCUACCGCAUCAUCAGCGGAGACCCCUCUGGCCAUUUCACUAUCCGGACAGACCCCGUCACCAACGAAGGCAUGGUAACCGUUGUGAAGGCAGUCGAUUAUGAGAUGAACAGAGCUUUCAUGCUGACAGUGAUGGUAUCAAACCAAGCUCCCCUGGCCAGUGGCAUCCAGAUGUCCUUCCAGUCAACAGCAGGAGUCACCAUUUCAGUCACAGAUGUCAACGAAGCACCGUAUUUCCCAACAAACCACAAGCUAAUCAGGCUGGAGGAAGGGGUGCCUACGGGGACAGUCCUGACAACGUUUUCAGCCGUGGAUCCCGACCGCUUCAUGCAGCAGGCAGUAAGAUACUCUAAGCUGUCAGAUCCUGCAAACUGGCUGAACAUUAAUGCCACAAAUGGUCAGAUCACUACUGCUGCUGUCCUUGAUCGAGAGUCAGACUACAUUAAGAAUAAUGUCUACGAGGCCACAUUCUUGGCGGCUGACAACGGUAUACCCCCCGCAAGCGGCACUGGCACGCUGCAGAUCUACCUAAUCGACAUCAACGAUAAUGCUCCUGAGCUCCUGCCAAAGGAGGCACAGAUCUGUGAAAAGCCAAACCUGAAUGUCAUCAACAUAACGGCCACGGAUGCUGACAUCGAUCCAAAUGUUGGGCCCUUUGUCUUCGAGCUGCCAAGUGUGCCAUCUGCGGUGAGGAAGAACUGGACCAUAACACGGCUGAAUGGCGAUUACGCCCAACUUAGUUUACGCAUCAUGUACCUGGAAGCGGGUGUGUAUGAUGUGCCGAUCAUCGUGACGGACUCUGGAAACCCCCCCUUGUACAACACGUCCGUCAUCAAGGUGAAGGUGUGCCCGUGCGACGAGAACGGCGACUGCACCACCAUCGGGGCGGUGGCUGCCGCGGGGCUGGGCACGGGCGCCAUCAUCGCCAUCUUGAUCUGCAUCAUUAUUCUGCUCACCAUGGUUCUGCUGUUCGUGGUGUGGAUGAAACGCCGGGAGAAGGAACGCCACACCAAGCAGCUCCUGAUCGACCCUGAGGACGACGUCAGGGACAACAUUCUGAAGUACGACGAAGAGGGAGGUGGAGAGGAAGACCAGGAUUAUGAUUUAAGCCAGCUCCAGCAGCCGGAGACCAUGGAUCAUGUGCUGAACAAGACACCUGGAGUCAGAAGAGUGGAUGAAAGACCUAUUGGUGCUGAACCACAGUAUCCUAUAAGACCAGUAAUCCCACAUCCAGGGGAUAUUGGUGACUUUAUUAAUGAGGGUCUGCGUGCGGCGGACAACGACCCCACAGCCCCCCCUUACGAUUCACUGCUCGUCUUCGACUAUGAGGGCAGCGGCUCCACCGCCGGCUCCGUCAGCUCCCUCAACUCCUCCAGCUCCGGGGACCAGGACUACGACUACCUUAACGACUGGGGGCCCAGGUUCAAGAAACUGGCGGACAUGUAUGGGGGAGGCGAGGAAGAUUAAACUGACCUCACAUUAUUUAAAAAAAAAAAAAAAAAAAAAAAGAAGAAGAAGAAAAAAAACAAUUCAGAAAAAAAAAGCAAACCCACAGACAACAACAUUAACAAAAAGAGCUGAUGCAGAAGCAAGAACUGUACAGAUGUGGCAGCUUUUUUAAUUAAUAUCCCCUGCUGACUGUAUUGUUAUUUUUAGUGGUGAUAUAGAAGGUUUCUUUUUUUUUUUCCCUUUUUUUUUCCUUUCCGAUUUUUUUUUAGACUGUUGAGCUGUCUCGCAUGAACACUUGUCUCUGCUGCAGGGUUUUUUUUGUUGUUUUGGUUUGGUUUUUUUAAUGUCAGCUGGGAUAUUGCUCGUUUACCUGCUUUAUGACUAAAGAGAGUGAAAGGCACUCUGUCUUAACUUGAAUUUCUUAGAACAGAAGCACUGUUUUUAAAAUAUAUAUAUAUAUAUAUAUUUGAAAGUGCCUUUUGGUGCAUGUAUCAGAUUCCCUUCAAUCUCAGGAGUGAUGAAAACAAACAUACAACCAUCCUGGGCAGCACUCCAUGUGACCCUAAGCCAGUUCUAGCUGGGAAGGAGUUAACAAAAAGGAACUGUGGAGAUUGUUUCUUUUUUGCCUUUUUUUUUUUUUUUUUUUUU
This is a messenger RNA of Falco peregrinus (peregrine falcon), 3574 nucleotides long. RefSeq names its product cadherin 4 (gene CDH4). The record is from RefSeq and is a predicted model, not a curated record. The transcript has 16 exons. Gene Ontology annotation, molecular function: cadherin binding; calcium ion binding. The coding region runs from base 194 to 2944 and encodes 916 amino acids. Gene Ontology annotation, biological process: cell morphogenesis; homophilic cell-cell adhesion; calcium-dependent cell-cell adhesion. Gene Ontology annotation, cellular component: adherens junction; catenin complex; plasma membrane. NCBI's taxonomy places the organism in Eukaryota, Metazoa, Chordata, Aves, Falconiformes, Falconidae.